GCGUUCACCCCUCGUUGACUGUGUCCCGCCGCGGUGCCUCUUGUCACACCCGCCAUGGCUCUGAUGCCCGGCCUGUGUUCGGCAAACACCACGUGCCUGCCGCUUGCAGAUGAAGAAGCUAACGCCAGCAUAGCGCACGUCCUCUCCGAUGGCAACUGGACGGCGUCUCCACGUGCCGAGGCAGCCCCUCAGCUGACACGAGCCGCGCUCGUGCGGGCGCUGGUGCUGGUGCUGAUCGCCGGAGUGUCCCUGUUCGGCAACUUGGCCACUUUGCUUUCGAUUUGGGCCAUGGGCCGGGCACGUCGCUCCUCGCUCUACCUGCUGCUGGCGCACCUCUCCGUCGCCGACCUCAUGGUGACCGCGUGGUGCGUGGUCGCCGAAGCGGCCUGGACGGUCACGGUGCAGUGGCUGGGCGGUGAGCCCCUGUGCAAGCUCUUCAAGUACAUGCAGAUGUUCUCGCUCUACCUGUCCACCUUCAUCCUGGUGGUGAUAGGCUACGACCAGUUGCUGGCGCUUCGGUACCCCAUGGAGCGUGCUCGAAACCGCCUCCGUUCCAAGAGGCUCACUUUGGCCGCGUGGGUGCUCAGCGCGCUGCUCAGUCUUCCGCAGGUGAGCGCUUCUCUUGCCACCUCCUCGCAAGAUGACGUCGCUCAAACCGAUGGCACGUUUCUUCAAUCUUUACGGUCUGUAAGCACACUUAGAAUUGAAAUGUGCAACCCCAAUACAAUUUUGACUGUCAUCAAAAUUAUCGCAGUGAAUUCUACAGACGACAUUCCUUUUGGACAAUACAAUGAGGGCCAAGUAUAUUUAAUAGUCAUUUCGAUAUGA
Messenger RNA from Dermacentor silvarum, 828 nucleotides. Its product is annotated as gonadotropin-releasing hormone receptor. Bases 55 to 828 code for a protein of 257 amino acids. The record is from RefSeq and is a predicted model, not a curated record. Gene Ontology annotation, biological process: neuropeptide signaling pathway. Gene Ontology annotation, molecular function: corazonin receptor activity. The transcript has a single exon. Gene Ontology annotation, cellular component: membrane. NCBI's taxonomy places the organism in Eukaryota, Metazoa, Arthropoda, Arachnida, Ixodida, Ixodidae.